Molecule: messenger RNA, 2864 nt
Organism: Dinoponera quadriceps
Lineage: Eukaryota; Metazoa; Arthropoda; Insecta; Hymenoptera; Formicidae
Gene: GlnRS
Product: probable glutamine--tRNA ligase
Exons: 10
Coding region: 124-2475 (783 amino acids)
Biological process (GO): glutaminyl-tRNA aminoacylation; translation
Cellular component (GO): cytoplasm; aminoacyl-tRNA synthetase multienzyme complex; cytosol
Molecular function (GO): ATP binding; glutamine-tRNA ligase activity
Source: RefSeq, a predicted model, not a curated record
CGGAAGAUCAAAAGUUGCACUCCGAUCGGAACGUACAUAUAUCCAUAUGGCAAAUCGUGGUCCGUAUGAUUUUUGAGUAGAGUUAUUUUUAUGUAUAUAUUUCAUUUUAAGUAAGAGAAAACAAUGCUGACGGAAAACGAGAACGACGUGAGACUGUUCCAAACGAUCGGUCUGAGUGAACAGAAGGCUAAGGAGACUUUAAAAAACGCAAAUGUUACGAAGAAUCUUAAGCUGGCUAUAAAUGAGGCUGCCAAAAGCGGUCCUAUCUCGCAAGAUGUUGGCAUAUUGUUGUACCAUCUAGCUUCUAAGAUUAAGAAUCAGAUUGCGGAUAAGAUACCGUUUGUUACUGAUUAUAUAACUGAGAGGAAAUUAGACACUGUACAGAGGAUAGAUGCUGCAUUGGUUUAUUUGCUAGCUAACAUGAGCAACGACGUUAACAUAGCGAAUUUCGAGGAAUCCUGUGGUAUAGGCGUGGUAGUUUCACCCGAACAGAUAGAAGAAGAAGUGGAGAAAUUCAUAAAAGCGCACAAAAGUGAGAUAAUAGAGAAGAGGUACCGCUUCAAUUCCGGUCCGUUGAUGCAGCAGGUGCGCAACAUUCUGAUGUGGGCGGACGGUAAAGCGGUGAAGAAUGAAUUCGACAUACAGUUUCUCGAUCUGUUGGGCCCGAAAACCGACGCCGAUCUCGCACCAGCGCCUAAGCAAGCGAAACAGCCGAAGGACAAGCAACCGAAGGUGAAGAAACCUGAAGUUGCGAAAGAAGAACAGAAGGAAGCGAAAUUGAAUAACGAGAAGACAGAGGCACAGACUAUAAGCGAACUCAUGAGAACCAAAGUGAACUUCCACAAGCCCGGGGAAAAUUAUCAAACCGAGGGAUACGUCGUGACGCCGAAUACGCAUCGCCUGCUGCAGCAACACUUGAAAGUCACCGGCGGCAAAGUGAGAACUCGAUUCCCGCCCGAGCCCAAUGGAAUUUUGCACAUCGGUCAUGCCAAAGCUAUCAAUAUCAAUUUCGGAUAUGCCGCUGCUCACGACGGUAUAUGUUAUUUGCGGUACGACGAUACGAAUCCCGAAAAGGAAGAGGAGAAAUUUUUCGUCGGUAUACGGGAUAUGGUGGAGUGGCUCGGCUACAAACCCGCCAGGAUCACUCACUCGUCGGAUUACUUUCAGCAACUGUACGAAUGGGCGGUGGAGUUGAUAAGGAAAGGUCAGGCUUACGUCUGUCACCAGUCCGGCGAGGAGAUCAAAGGUUUCAACCCUCCGCCGAGUCCCUGGCGCGACAGGCUGGUCGAGGAAAGCUUGCAGCUGUUCAACGAUAUGAAGGACGGUUUGUUGGAGGAAGGAGAGGCGACGUUGCGCAUGAAGGUUACCCUGGAAGAAGGCAAGCAGGAUCCAGUCGCUUACAGGAUAAAAUACCUGCCACAUCACCGGACCGGCGACCAAUGGUGCAUCUAUCCCACUUACGAUUACACCCAUUGCUUGUGCGACAGCAUCGAGAACAUCACUCAUUCUCUAUGCACGAAGGAAUUCCAGUCGCGAAGAUCGUCCUACUACUGGCUGUGCAACGCCUUGGAUGUCUAUUGUCCCGUCCAAUGGGAGUACGGUCGACUGAACGUCAGCUACACUGUAGUUUCCAAGAGGAAAAUCGCCAGAUUAAUACAGGAGGGAAUCGUUACCGACUGGGACGAUCCCAGGUUGUUUACAUUGACUGCCUUACGUAGACGUGGUUUCCCAGCGGAAGCUGUAAACAAUUUCUGCGCUCAGAUGGGCGUGACCGGCGCACAGGCGACCGUCGAUCCGGCAGCGUUGGAGGCGACCGUCAGGGACGUUCUGAACCUCACCGCUACCAGAUCCAUGGUCGUCCUGGAACCGAUUAAAUUGACCAUGAGAAAUUUCCCCCAAGAGAAACCCAUCAAACUCACCGUGCCAGAUUUUCCCAACGAGCCGGAGAAGGGACGUCACGAAAUUACGUUUGACGAGAUCGUGUACAUAGAAGCUUCGGACUUUAAAGAGAUUGAAGAAAAGGGUUUCCGACGCUUGACUCCAAAGCAGCCUGUGGGCUUGAAGCACGCGGGUGUCGUGGUAACGUUUCAAAGUAUCGAGAAAGAUGCCAGUGGCAACAUUACGAAUAUAACUGUCAAGCAGGAGCCUGUUUCGGAAAGGAACAAACCAAAGGCGUUUAUACACUGGGUGUCUCAUCCAACGUUGGCGUCCGUUAGACUUUAUGAGCGUCUAUUCAAGCACAAGAAUCCGGAAGACACGAGCGAGGUACCAAACGGAUUUUUAAGCGACAUCAAUCCAGCCAGCAAGAAGGAAGUUGUAGCGUAUAUGGAUGCGAGUUUGACUCGCACGGCGAAAGUGUACGAUAAAUAUCAGUUCGAGCGUAUAGGCUUUUUCUCCGUCGAUCCUGACACCAAACCCGGCAAGCUCGUUUUCAAUCGCACUGUGACAUUGAAGGAAGAUGCUGGGAAAGUGUGAAUGUUCCCAGAGAGAGAGAGAGAGAGAUUCUUACAUCAAUGUGGAUAAAUGUGCUAUACUUUUGCUACAAUUUUUAUAACGUGCGAAAUGAAAUUGUGUUCGAUAGUGUGUGAAAAACGGUUCUUUAAGCAAUAUUUAGUAAAUUAUUGAGUCAUUGAGUUACACAGUGUGGACCGAUAACUAUUGAUAUCUUGCGUGUAUUCGAGAUAAUGGAAGUUGAGGAAAACUUGAGUAAAAAGUAACUUUUCUAAUGGUUACAGGUCCGUCCUGUGCAUGGCUGUUUUUAAUAGAUACUUCAAUCUAGUUAAACGUGUUAUUUAAGUAAGAUGUUGCUUCUUCGCUCCUUUUAUGUGAGUUUUACACGCAUUUUUUAUUUGGCUAUAGUUGCU